AGAAGAGGGAGCAAAAUGGUUCAAGUGUGUUUCGUUCUGGAUCUGCGCAGCUUGGCACCUCCAUUGCUGAGGGACCUUAAGCAGUCCCUGCUUCAACUUGCCAAUUUCUAUGCCGUUUCAACUUCUUCCUCGUUACUUGGCCGCAAAUCAACCGCUGUCACCGAUAAGAUCGGCUUGUGCUACGUUUUCAAGAAUCGUUUAUCUUCGUCCGACGAUUUAAAGAUCGCGUACACUCCCAGGGGAAACUUCAACCUACGCGAUUUCCACCACGCUGUUAACAACCUGCCUUCCGAUGCUUUUCUUCCCGAUGCCUAUAUCAGUUCCGGUGCUCUCUUUUAAUUUGGUCAUUUAUGUUCAGAUGUUAUGAUUUCAAAAGUUUUGAGCGAUAAAGUAUUGUAUUCAUGGCAAGGGAAAGAUAUUGAGAGAAAAGUAAUCUUUGUAACUUCGAGCUUGCCGGAAGAUGUGGACUCUAUAAUGCAAAAAAGCCUGAUGGAUGCUGCAGAUAAAUGUGUUUCAGUUGAUUUUGCUGUAUUUCAGCAAAAGUCAAGUCAUCUGACGGAUACGCGUGAAAACAUUCACAAUUUUCGUCGUAGUAUUUCUCAUCUUGAUAAUUGCUCAAUUCAGACCUAUAUUCCAGAUUUCAGAGUGUUACACAGCCUAGUUAAAAAAUGGUUGCGGGUUUUGAAGGAUGACAUGGAGGAGCCACUCUUAGCUCGUCUUACUUUCAAAGACAAUCUUUUGGAUUCUGUGAACCAUAUAUUCUUCAACCUGUUUGCACUAGUCAAUCCAAUGACAAGUAGCUUCAGUCAGUGCCAGACAUGCAGAUGUCAUGGUAUUCCUUUAGGGGAUGAUGAAAAAAAUAUCAAUUUCUCUUGCCCCAUCACAGGCUGCAAUCUGGACACAUGUGAUCGUAUUCAGAAUUCUGUUAGAGUUGGGGAAAAAACAGUUCUUUUUCUUCCCUCAUUCCACAAUUCCCAGAUGUUCAAGCAAAUUACUUCACCAAUUGACAUGACUGUCAGUGAGAGGGUAAAAUUGGCAUCUCUUGAUGAAGGUCUAAUUAUGGGCACAUCCUUUGUUGUGAUUCCUUCUCCUUAUCAUGUGAUUGAAGGCACUUCAGAUGAUGCAGAUCAGGCAGAUUUGAAUUCUCAAAUUUUUCGAGGUCUUUCUGGUGUUUUAUAUUCAAUGGACCAAGGUUUAAUCUGCUCCUCAAAUUGUGAUUUGGAAACAAUGGCGGAAGCUGCUUAUCGCUGCUACUAUGUUAUGCAACCAUCAAAUAAUGGGUCAAUGCUUUUGAGGCGGGUUGCAGGGGCAGAAGAAGUUUUACGGGUUCCUGAUGAAGGAUUAGUUGAUUCAUUGGUUAAUAAGGAAAUUGAGAAUUCUGUUCAAGCCUGUCUGCUGAAGAUUAAUCUAACAGACUAUGAUCCACUGCUACAUGAAGGAGGCUUUCAUCAGAAACUAAAUUUUCUUGUCAAAGAAAGCCUACAAUCGGGGUCAGUAUUUCCUAUAUUAGAAGGUAAAUUUUCUGAACUGAGCUCCAUUCGUCAACCUCCUUCAGAUGUUAUCGGUAAAGCAGAAUCAUCCAUUGAUGUAGCAGUUGUGGAUAAGGAAACUUUGCCUUUGGAUGUUACGAGUCAAGAUGACAAAACCAUUGCAUGCAUUACAGAAGAAUGGAAGCAACUGGUUGUAAACGAAGACCCCAAGCUGUACUCUCCAUCUUGUACGUCAAAAGCAUUGUCGGAUCAACCAACUUUAUCACCACGAGUAGGUAAUAGGCAGCUAGAUAGAGAAACUUCUAGGAUUUUGGAGAGGUUAGAGGUUCCAAGGCCACUGAAAGCAAAGGCAGCAUCUCCAGUCUUAAAUGAAAAUUGCAUGAAAAAUGCAUGAAAAAUGCAAGUGUCCGUAAAGAAGCCUCUUGUACCAUGCCAACCCAAUCAAGGUACACAAGAAGUUUCUGUCGGCAGCCAGUUAAUGAAACCAAAUUUCCAGAAGCAGAAAAGGAAACACAGAUGAAAAGAAAUCAUGAAAACAGAUCUUCAAAAAUCAAUAAGGUCAGUGAAUUUCUUUUCUCUUUUAAAUUGUGUUACGACCUAGGUUAGUAGAUCAUGCGUUCAUGGAACAUGUUGUGGAAGGGGCCAAAAUAAUGUGACAAUGAUUAAUGUUGAUAUGCAUAUGAAAUGCUUGAUUACUAGUAUUAACAAGUUUAGACAUUCAAUAGGGAUA
This is a messenger RNA of Arachis duranensis, 2220 nucleotides long. RefSeq lists its product as uncharacterized. NCBI's taxonomy places the organism in Eukaryota, Viridiplantae, Streptophyta, Magnoliopsida, Fabales, Fabaceae. The record is from RefSeq and is a predicted model, not a curated record.